Molecule: messenger RNA, 2217 nt
Organism: Naumovozyma castellii
Lineage: Eukaryota; Fungi; Ascomycota; Saccharomycetes; Saccharomycetales; Saccharomycetaceae
Gene: DUR3
Product: Dur3p
Exons: 1
Coding region: 1-2217 (738 amino acids)
Source: RefSeq, a predicted model, not a curated record
AUGGGAGAAUUUAAACCUAUACUGCCUCAAGGUGCAGGAUACGCAAUCAUAUUAGGUCUGGGGGCCGUGUUUGCUUUCGGAAUGGUACUAAUAACUUAUAUGUUGAGGCGUUAUCAGAAGGAAAUAAUAACGGCUGAAGAAUUUACAACAGCUGGAAGAACAGUUAAGACCGGGCUUGUGGCAGCAGCUGUUGUUUCAAGUUGGAUUUGGGCUUCUACCUUACUAACUUCUGUUUCUAAACAAUAUACUGGUGGUAUGUUCGGCGGCUACAGUUAUAGUGCAGGGGCUUGCUUUCAAAUCAUUGCAUUUGCCAUUAUCGCUAUUAAAACAAAACAAAAGGCACCCAAUGCACACACUUAUUUGGAGAUUGUUAAAGCUCGUUAUGGAACCCCCGGGCAUCUAACUUUUUUAUUUUAUGCUUUAGCUACAAACAUCUUGGUCACUGCAAUGCUGUUAACGUCUGGCUCAGCAGUCUUUAGUGAUAUUACCGGAAUGAGUCCUAUUGCCAGUUGUUUUCUACUACCUGUUGGUGUGGUAGUUUAUACUUUAUUCGGUGGUAUUAAAGCAACUUUUUUAACUGAUUAUCUUCAUACAAUUGUCAUUAUUAUUAUUGUCCUGGUAUUCUCCUUCAAAGUCUUUGCCACAAGUGACAUUCUUGGUUCCCCUGGUAAGGUCUACGAUCUGGUAAGAGAAGCUGCUAAGAGACAUCCUGUUGAAGGAAAUGCCAAAGGUGAAUAUAUGACUAUGUCUUCGAAAACUUCUGGUAUUUUCUUGGUCAUAAACUUAGUCGGUAAUUUUGGUACCGUAUUUUUGGAUAAUGGGUACUGGAAUAAGGCUAUUUCAGCAUCACCUGCCGCAAGUAUGCCUGGCUAUGUGAUGGGUGGAUUAUCUUGGUUUGCCAUUCCAUGUUUAAUCUCAUUAACCAUGGGCUUUGCCUGUUUAGCAGUUGAAACUUCUCCCAAUUUCCCAACAUAUCCGGAUGCUUUAACAUCAUACCAAGUGAGUUCUGGUUUGGUACUACCUGCUGCUGCAAUUACAGUUAUGGGUAAAGGUGGUGCGGUUGCUACAUUGUUAAUGAUUUUUAUGGCUAUUACAUCUGCGAUGUCAGCUGAAUUAAUUGCAGUGUCUUCUGUUUACACUUACGAUAUCUACCGUAUUUACAUUAAUCCUAAGGCUAGAGGAAAGCAAUUAAUCGUUUCCUCUCAUAUGGCUUGUAUUGUGUUUGGUAUUGCCAUGAGUGGGUUUUCUAUUGGGCUAUAUGAAGGUGGUGUUAACGUUGGAUACUUAUAUGAGAUCAUGGGUAUCAUUAUUUCCAGUGCAGUCUUACCAGUUAUCUUAACUUUGUGUUGGAAGCAACAAAAUGUAAUUGCAGCUGUGGCAUCCCCUAUCCUGGGAACUGGGUUAGCUAUUAUGUCCUGGCUAGUUUGUACAAAGUCACUAUUUACAAAUCUGACUAUUGACACUACGUUUAAGGAUUAUCCAAUGCUUACUGGGAAUGUAGUUGCACUCUGUUCUCCUGCGAUUUUUGUUCCUAUACUAACUUAUUUGUUUAAACCACAAAAUUUUGAUUGGGAGAUUUUAAAAACCAUUAGCAGAGUUGAUGAAACGGAGGAAAUCACCGAAAACUUAGAAACCAUUGAGGGGGUUAUAAUAAAUGACACAGAAAAGAAUCUCUAUAAUAGCAGUUCCGCCGAUGAAGCUAAAGAUGUCAAUAUCAACGUGAAAAAUGAAGAAAAAUUGCAAGCUGUCACAACAAUUAUGAGUAGCAUUAGGCAAGAACCAAACUUAAGAGAUGUUAAUCAGGAACUAGAAGAAGAAGAGCUAAAGCUCGCUAAGGGACUCAAGGUUGCCUACUUCCUUUGUAUAUUCUUUGCUCUGGCGUUCUUGAUUGUUUGGCCCAUGCCAAUGUAUGGUAGUAGAUAUAUCUUCAGCAAAAAGUUCUUCACUGGUUGGGUAGUUGUCAUGAUCAUUUGGAUCUUUAUUAGUGCUUUCUGUGUCUGUGUCUAUCCUUUAUAUGAAGGAAGGCACGGUAUUUAUACCACAUGUCGCGGUAUGUAUUGGGAUUUAAGUGGACAGACUCAUAAAUUAAGAGAAUGGCAAAAUGAUAACCCUGAAGAGUUGCAUGUUGUAAGAAGUCAAAUAAGUGCAAAGAUACACAAUCCUAUAAGCCGACUAGGCCAUGUCGAAAAUAAUUUAGAUGACAUAAUUGAAAGCUGA